UAGCAAGAGAAUAAAAGGCGAAAAUGGAGGAGAUCCAUGUGUCAAUAGUCGACAACCCAUCGAUAGAGCACGUCUUACGUCCAGUAUCGUACAUCUCCUGGUUUCUAGGUGUCGGCAUUGCACGUCCGCGGGAGUGUUCAAAAGCUGUGACGAUAAUCAUACGUAUCGUUCACUUGGUCAUGUGUGCAGUUAAUAUGGUGUACAACGUGAUAGACCUUUUCAAUUAUAUUGGCCUCUCCAGUUUGUACAGCCACGUAUUCUUGUUUAUACACGUCUUGGACAGGGUGAUGUGCUAUGUAUCGGCGUAUUAUUACCUUUAUCACGGAAUCGGGCAGUACGACAAGUGGCCGAAGCUGAUGGACAAAAUAAAGGAGCUCGAUCAAGAGAUCAAAAGGGAAACACAUAUCAAUGAUCAGUCAAUAAAGAACAUGAUAGCGGCAUCGGUUCUUACGACUUUUGCUUGCUGUCCUUUGUUGUUGAUUGCGCACGUCUUAUAUUAUUACUUUAUUUAUCCGGAAUACCUUUUCAUUUCCGACUUAAUUCUUUACUACAUGAUAGCCAAGUCGGUGAUCAACAGCUUCGUCUUCGAUAUUGUCGUCUAUGUUCUGUAUUGCAGAUACCAAGCGAUAAAUGAGUUACUUGACCAUUUGGAUGGGCAAUCUGAACCCCAAUGGAUUGCGCUCAAGAUUAGACGCAUCAGAAAAUUGCAUAAUGAUAUUUGUGAUCUUAUCAUUAUGGUGAACGACAUUCACGGUCUUUAUCUCCUUUUUUAUUCGGUGCAUUCCUUUACCACAGUGGUGACUACACUGUUCACUAUCUACAUAACUGUCGUGCAGAAAGACUACGGAUUUAUAUUAUUAAAUAAUAUAUUUUGGAUUUUAUAUAUUAUACAAUUUGGUCUGAUGUGCUGGAUUUGUACACUCGUACGUCAAGAAUCUGACAAGACCGGCAUUAUUAUAAGCACAAUUGUACUAAAAUGCAAACCUUUAAGUCUUGAUAAACUAAAUGAAAGAAGGUAUCAAUCUAGUCUAGAGAUGCAACCGUCAUUGAAAGAUCCGGACAAUGAGCAAAACUUCAAUUGGAGUAGUGGUCACGAUCUGAAUAAUUUCGAGGAGAAUUUCUUGCGUAAAAAUAUGGACUGUGUCAGAAACGAGUUCGAUGGUUUUUCUGUUCAACUACAACAUCGUCGAGUAGCAUUUACGGCUUGCGAUUUCUUCGAAAUGAGCAAUGGUCUGUUUUGCGGUGUAAGUACAAAAUUUGUUUAUUUCAUAACAAUCUCUGUAAAAUUAGCUACUUUCGAAUUGCAAUGUAAAUUAUAAAAUUAUUUUUUCAGUUUAUCGGGGUGAUCAUCACUUAUUUAAUAAUCUGCAUUCAAUUCUCUGAAUGAUCUAAAUAUCACGCAUUCUAUUCAAAAUACAUUUAUCAAUUCGUUGCAUGGCGCAGGUAUGUUACACAUACAUUUAAAAAUACGAUUUUGGAAUGCUGUUAACAAGAUUUGAAGUACUCUGAUAUAUACUCUUUAAUCUUGAUACGAAGAACAUUGUAUAUAAAAAAAUAUAAAUAUAUGCCAGUAAACAACUCGUCGUUGACACAGCACACCUUACGUCCAACAUCAUACAUUUUUUGCUGUUCGUUGUCACUGAUUGUGCACACCUUGUAUUAUUAUUUUACAUAUCCAGCAUUUUAGCUUCCAACUUAUUUCUUUACUACAUAUUAGCUCAGUCGGUGAUUAACAGGUUCGUCUUUGAUGUUACACUAACUUUGUCUUCAACUAUAGGCGUUGCAUCCGCAAGGAGCAAGAAGGGGCAUUUGUUCCCUCUUGCUUUGGAAAAUGAGGCGCUUGCACGAUUGUUCGAAUCGUCUGAAUUGGUGGCAAAGGGAUUUGUAGGGCGAGCAAGCAGAAGUACUUGUUUCUCCUUUUUCCCUCUCGCAUCUAAAAAAAUUCUAUUCACGCUCUUGUCUUCGACUGCACUACAGUGAACUGUGUCUGAAUUCUGUUAUUAUCGUCUACUAUAUCAGUUUUAAGGUUCAAGUUAUUAAGCGUUAAUUUUUAUAUUAUGAAAACAUUAAUUACUAUAAAAUACAAAUCAGUAUUAUAAAAUUAAUAACAAUAUAAAAUUGUGACUUUAGAAAUAACCAAAUUAAAAAAGUAUUAUUAAAUUAAUAUAAGAAGUUUCUGCAUAGAUGUUGCGCUUCAUAAAUAUUUUGCAGUUUGCAUCAAAGCUGGAAGGCUCUGAUAGUAAUUUCUCUUGAAAUGUAAUUCUUAAAUAUCCCUAUUUUAAAAGUAAUGAAAAUGCGGAGAAGAGGGGUAAUUAUUAGAAUAUUUUAAUUAAUUAGGUCAAUUAAAAACCAGGAGAGCAGUGCGUUCCAAAUAGAGAUUGUCUGGUAAUCUUCGUUAUGGAGUGUUUCAAAAUUUCUAAUGCUUUACGAUCUUCCCUAGCGAAUAGCUUUGCGAAAAGAAGGCCAGCCUUCUGAUAGUCUUGUCAUACGGCACGGAGUGUCUGUCUUUAUUCAUGUUCUAAUUGAGAAAAGUGUAUCGUACUUGGUACACUGUUAGUGUUUCUUGAUUUGCGUACUGACCUUUUUUUCAAUUUCACCUAUGUAUAUUUUUUUGUAAGAGCAAGGAUCUUGUUGUUUAAUACACAGAAAUAUGUAUUACUGAGUUUCUCAAAUUAUUUUGUAAAACAAUUUUAAAAUACAUCCUGAUGUUUCUAAAGAUGGUCUCUGAUUUUUUUUAGAAUAGAGAGUAAUAGAGAAAUCUUCAUGUGGAGUUUGAAGGAUACUUUAAUAUUGUUUAUUCAAAAUCCUGCUAAUGCGUUUUCAUUGACAGAGUGACAGCUAAAGUUUUUCUUCGACAUUGUCCCUUCCACUAAAAACGAGUUAUUUUAGGAUUACCACAAUCCAAGAGAGCUCAAUGUCAGGGCUCCCAAUUCUGAUGAUGCAAGCAAUAACGUUUGCAAAACGUUGAUACAAUGCUAUUUUAGCAUAACUAUUAAUGCAACAUUUAUUCUUUCAUAUUAAUAGAAUUAAUGGCCACGAAAGUCUCAAGAGAAAAUUAGAAUUAUUAAAUGACAGUAUGAGUCUCUGUAAUUGUUAAAAAGCAAAUAUUAAGAAAACGAAAACUAAUUAAUUUUUAAAAAAUAUUUUUUUAUAAUAGAUAUAAUUGAAUAAAAUUUACAUUUCGAUCUUGGAUCUAGAUUCUUUUCAGUGUUACAAAUAUAAAACCACAGAAGAAAUUUAAAAAUAACAGUUAUAAUCUCUCCUCCACAAGCAUAGAAGUACGUCAAAACGAAAGUAAAGAUAAUAAACUGAGUAGUUAUCUUCAUGACAAAGGGAAGAAAUUGAAUCGCAAACGAACAGAAAUAAAUAUUUUAGAGUGGGAGAAAGCUUUAACGUAUGAUCUUCUUUCAUAACACUCAUCAUAACUGUAUUCUGUUAUAUUCUGUUUAAUUUGAUAUUGCAGAAGUGUACAAAUAAUACGUUUUUUAGUGUUACAUAAAGCAUCAGGGAGAAUUUGCGAGGUUGUCAGAGUGUUAGUCUUUCAAUAGUUUCAUUAUUUUUUCUAUAAAAUAUUUAGCAUUGCGAGGAGCUUUAACGUAAUCAGCAGCAUAUCAUUGAUUACUUAUUUACAUUUGUAUUGUUAAGUUUAAUUAAUAUUUCAUUUUUUAGAUCUACGUCAGAUUCUCUGUGAGCGGAGCACGUGAGGAAAACGUGCAUUUUUUCUGGUUUAUAUAAUUGAUCACUGUCUUUCUUCAUUUACAUUUGCACUUGUUUAUAUUUCUUUACAUUUGGAUUGUGUUAAGCUUAACUAAAUGUUUUUCAGGGACGUCUCCGUGAGCGUCCAAAAAUACUUUUUCUUGUGAUUGCCUCAUCCUGUUUCUUUUCUGCUUCUUGAGUUACCAUUCCCCUCCACAUAGCCGUAAGCCACAUAACGUGCAUGGGCUCCGUGCGAUUAAUAAAGAUAACGGAGAAGCUCGAGCUUCAGUUCGUGGGCAAGAUCUGAUCUAUUUAAUUUGAUAAUACUGCGUUACAUUUAUAAAAAAAAAAUAGCUAUAAUAGCACGGAAUCUGAUAUUGCAGAAUUGUAGAAAUAAUACAUUCUUACUGUUAUGUGAAGUAUAAGGGAGAAUUUGAAAGGUUGUCAAAGUGUUUAGCUUUUUAAAAGAUUUCACUAUAUCUUCUACAAAAUAUUCAGCAUCGUGAGGAGCUUUAAUGUAAUCAGCAACCAUUGUUCGCAAAAUAUGUUUAAUUAAUAAGAAAAUAAAAGGUAAAAUGGAGAAUAUGUAUGUGCCAGUAGACAACUCGCCGUCGGUAGAGUACAUCUUACGUCCAAUAUCGUAUGUUUGCUGGCUCAUGGGGGUCGGUAUUGCACGUCCACGAAAGUGUCGCAAGAUUGUAACGAUAAUCAUACGUAUCGUUCACCUGGCCCUAUGUACAGUUAGCCUGAGAGAAUUUCUAAAACAUACCGGCAACAUGUUUAACAAUGAAGUCAAUUAUUGGUUUAUCGUGCAGGAGGUGAUACGCCACGUGUCGGCAUACUACUAUAUUUAUUACGGAAUUAGGCAGCAUGGCAAGUGGCCGGUGCUGAUGGACAGAAUAAAAGAGAUCGAUCAGAUGAUCAGGAGAGAAAUACGCAUUAAUGAUCGGACAGUAAAAAUCAUGGAAGCACUAGCGAUACUCAUGACUUUCGUGUGCUGCCCUUUUUUAGUGAUUGUGCACAUCUUAUAUUAUGUCAUUGAUGAUUUGACCUUUGAACUUAAUCUUGAUUUGAUCUUUUAUUACAUAUUAGCUCAGUCGAUGAUCAACAGCUUUGUCUUCGACAUUAUCGUCUAUAUACUGUAUUGCAGAUACAAGACGAUAAAUAAAUUGAUCGGUCAGUUGGAUGGGCUGUCUGAUACGUCAUGGAUUGCAGUCAAGAUUAAACACAUCAGAAAAUUGCAUUACAGUAAAUUUUUGCAAAUGUUACGUUUUGUGUAAUUGGAUAGGCUAAACCUGUGUCGACGAUGUAAUUUAAUGCAAUCUGUAAAUUGUAACGUUAAGACAUAAUAGAAUCUUGUCUUAUGCAGGUACUUGUAACCUAGUUACCAUGGUAAAUGAUAUUUACGACGUCCAUCUCCUUCUUUCUUCGAUAAACUGUAACAUCAUGAUCGCAAGUGCAAUAUAUUAUAUUUACGUACUCAGUCUUAUCAGAAAUUACGUAGGUAUAAUAUUUUAUAGUUUAAUUUCUAUUAUGUAUAUCAUGCAAUUUGGCUUAAUGUGCUGGAUUUGCACACUUGCGCAUCGAGAAUCCGAAAAGACCGGAAUAAUUAUAUGGGCAAUUCUACUGAAAUGCAAAUCCACAUAUCUUGAUAAAUUAAGUGGGACAAGAAAUCUGUCAAAUCUAGAUGUACUACUGCCAUUGAAAGAUCUGUGUGGCGAGCAAAAUUCUAAUGGGUGUAUAAGCAAUCAUAAUUCAAAUUACGUCGUUAUGGAAAAUCCUUUGUACAAAAAGCCAGACUGGUGGAGCCAAAGCUCAAACGAAAAUGAAAUCACUAAUUUUUCGAUUCAGCUGCAACAUUAUCGAGUAUCAUUUACGGCUUGUAAUUUGUUCCAAAUAAACAGCGGUCUGCUUACUAGUGUAAGUACACAACAUUUUACUUUAUUACAAUUUACGUAAAAUUAGCUACUUACAAAUUGUAAUGCAAAUUGUUCUCAAAGAAAUUAAAUAAAAUAUACUUAUUUUUCAGUGGAUCGGAGUAGGCUUAGUUUAUAUUUUAUUAUUCUUUUUUAACCUUGAACUCUACAAAGUUCAAAGUUCCUUGGACCAAGAAAAAGAGUAAACCUCGAAAA
Messenger RNA from Monomorium pharaonis (pharaoh ant), 5828 nucleotides. RefSeq lists its product as uncharacterized. Gene Ontology annotation, biological process: sensory perception of taste. Bases 24 to 1319 code for a protein of 431 amino acids. The transcript has 2 exons. The record is from RefSeq and is a predicted model, not a curated record. NCBI's taxonomy places the organism in Eukaryota, Metazoa, Arthropoda, Insecta, Hymenoptera, Formicidae. Gene Ontology annotation, cellular component: neuronal cell body; axon; membrane.